AUGUUCUUCAAAACCACCACCCUCCUCUCCCUCCUGACCACCGCGGCCACAGCCACAGCUAUCUCCCUCCCCCUCACCUCUCGCUCCUCCGAAAGCGCCAUACCCACAAGCUGCCCGCCCAACCAAAUCUUCCAUCACGACGCCUGCAUCCCCUCCAUUCCCUGCGGCGGCCUCGCCAACAUUCCGUGCCCUGCCCAAAGCCAAGUGUGCGUUGACGACCCGCGCGACGAUUGCGGCCCUAAGAAGAACGGCGCCGACUGCGGAGGUAUCUGCGUUGAGCCGACGAAACGGUGUGGAGGUAUGCUGGGGCUGAUGUGUCCUGAGGGGUGGGAGUGUGUGGAUGAUCCGAGGGAUGAGUGCGUUCCUGGGAAGGAUGAGGGGGAGCAUGGGGAGGGGUGUAUGGGGGUUUGUGUUUAG
This is a messenger RNA of Sordaria macrospora k-hell, 417 nucleotides long. RefSeq lists its product as uncharacterized. NCBI's taxonomy places the organism in Eukaryota, Fungi, Ascomycota, Sordariomycetes, Sordariales, Sordariaceae. The record is from RefSeq and is a predicted model, not a curated record.